CAAGCACAAGCCGAAGGGAUCCUCUUCGGUGCAGACAUCGACGGGUUUCAAAAUAGCCUAAAGUCACUGCAUCAAUCUUAAUUUUUUUUAUCGUGUUGCCCCAAAACCACGAGGUUCAAACGAAAGGUGUCCACGCUCUAUGUCAUGCUGAGCCUCUGUUUUCUGUUGAGAGCAUCACAUACCAAGUGAAACCAGGAGAGAGCACCACGCAAGCGCGUAAAGAAGAGAUUGGACACCUGAUUUCGCGGGGUGUCUUUGGAGCGCUCUUUCAUAUUUUAAGUGAAACAAGCAGUGUUUAAAGGCCCGAGCGGUGCAGAGAGGGAGAUAUCCCACCUUGGAUUAUCAUCAGCACGGACAAAUGGAGAAAAGAGGACACAUCACCGCGUUGACUUUUGAAGCAACGCGUAGGGUCUCGAUGCUGUAGCGUUACGCAUUUUUUCUCCCCCCAAACGAGUCCUAAUUUUCUUUUUUUCCUUUUUUUUCGUUUAAUUUGUGGUCGCUGCAGCAUUUCUUUUUUUCUUAAUAAAGUGUAAUUUCUGUGGCUAAGGAACAGAGCAGGGUGUUGUCAGAGGAAUGAGAGGAGGAGGGUGCAGUAUGAGGUGUGCUUUUUUUGGAAAAGCCGGAGAAAGACGGAGACCGAGAAGGUGUACUGACGUGCAAGAGCCUGCGACGCGUUGUCCUCUUGAGAAAUAAUUGCGAUCCAAAAAGAAAUGGCCUAGUUUAAAAAAGAAAGAAAAAAAGAUCGCCGACACGCCGAAAGAGGAUCGAGCGGCUGAAUCGUGUUUUAGAUGGACGGGCCGUCAUCAUCGUCAUCGCAAUCAUCUUAAUUCCAGGGUGUUUAAGGUGUAACUGGCACCCUGACUGCUGCACUGAACCAGCAAGUAGUUUGAAAGAGGGGGACGGAUGAGACCACAGAGUCCACCUGAGAAUGCUACCCGUCUCUCCACCUCACCAUGUUAUCCUAGUAACACUAUUCACUGUUCCCCUUCCAUCAUUCCUCUUUUUGCCUUUUUCAUUUCCUAUAUCCCCCUGAGUUAGUGACCCCUCCCUUCCCUAGUCUAAGCUGAAGUCCCUGUGAUUUGAGCGUAAUAGUUUUUAUUUUGGACAUGUUUUAUCCUUUAAAAGCUGCCAGCCAUCAAGGCUAUGGUGGGAAGCGCCCCAAUAUUUCUCACCAAGUUGCUAAUCCCUGUCUGUUGUGGCUCCUGGGAUUGGUGCUCCACCUGACCCUCUCGUCCUCUCAACGAGUUGACCUGAAAUACCCAAUAGUAUCCACAGGCUAUGGAAAGGUCCGUGGUAUCAGGAAGGAGCUCAACAAUGAGAUCUUAGGCCCAGUGGAACAGUUCUUAGGUGUGCCAUAUGCCACUGCACCCAUUGGCGAGCGGCGCUUCCAGCCUCCUGAAGCUCCAGGCUCCUGGCAAGAGAUUCGCAAUGCCACACACUUUGCACCAGUGUGUCCCCAGAAUGUGCAUGGAGUUUUACCUGAGAUUAUGCUACCAGUCUGGUUCACAGACAACCUGGAUGCAGCGGCGACCUACGUUCAGAACCAGAGCGAGGACUGCCUUUACCUCAAUAUUUAUAUACCCACUGAAGAUGGUCCGCUCACAAAAAAACAUGAUGAGUCUACAAUGAACAGACCAAGGGAUGAAGAUAUCCGGGAUCGUCGUAAGAAGCCAGUGAUGCUGUUCAUCCACGGAGGCUCCUACAUGGAGGGCUCAGGGAACAUGUUUGAUGGAAGCGUCCUUGCCGCCUAUGGAAACGUAAUUGUUGUCACCAUGAACUAUCGACUUGGGGUGCUUGGGUUUCUGAGCACAGGGGACCAGUCUGCAAAGGGGAACUAUGGCUUGUUGGACCAGAUCCAGGCUCUGCGCUGGCUCAAUGAAAACAUUGGCCACUUUGGAGGAGACCCAGAGAGAAUCACCAUCUUUGGCUCAGGAGCUGGUGCUGCCUGUGUGAACCUUCUCAUCUUAUCCCACCACUCUGAGGGUCUGUUCCAAAGGGCCAUUGCUCAAAGUGGUUCGGCCAUCUCCAGCUGGUCUGUCAACUACCGACCACUUAUGUAUACGAAGAUCCUUGCAAAGAAGGUGGGCUGCACUCUUGGGGACAUGGCCGAGUUGGUAGACUGCCUGCGAAGAAAGAGUUUUCGAGAACUAGUGGAUCAAGAUAUUCAGCCUGCACGUUACCAUAUUGCCUUUGGGCCUGUGGUAGAUGGAGAUGUGGUCCCAGAUGACCCUGAGAUCCUCAUGCAGCAGGGCGAGUUCCUCAACUAUGACAUGCUGCUUGGUGUCAACCAGGGAGAAGGCCUGAAGUUUGUGGAUGACAGUGAAGGAGAAGAUGGAAUAUCAGCUGCUUCAUUUGACUACACUAUCUCAAACUUUGUGGACAAUCUGUAUGGAUACCCAGAUGGUAAAGAUAUUCUAAGGGAGACCAUAAAAUUCAUGUACACAGACUGGGCUGACAGGGACAACAGUGACAUGCGUAGGAAGACCCUUCUGGCUCUGUUCACGGACCACCAAUGGGUGGCCCCAGCUGUUGCCACUGCCAAACUGCAUGCUGAGUUCCAGUCACCUGUCUACUUCUACACCUUCCACCACCACUGUCAGACCGAGGCAAGGCCAGACUGGGCAGACGCCUCCCAUGGAGAUGAGAUUCCCUAUGUGUUUGGGAUUCCCAUGGUGGGAGCUACUGACCUGUUCCCUUGUAACUUCUCCAAGAAUGAUGUAAUGCUCAGUGCUGUAGUCAUGACAUACUGGACCAACUUUGCAAAGACGGGGGACCCUAACUUACCUGUACCUCAGGACACCACUUUCAUCCACACCAAACCUAAUCGUUUUGAAGAAGUUAUCUGGACCAAAUUCAGCUCCAAAGACAAGCAGUACUUGCAUAUUGGCCUAAAGCCUCGUGUCAGAGAUAACUACCGUGCCAACAAGGUGGCCUUUUGGCUAGAGCUUGUGCCGCAUCUCCACAGCCUACAUGAAGAAAUCAUCAGCUCCAUCACCACUCGACUGCCGCCUGGAGGCACCAGCCGGCGGAAGGUCCCUCAUCCUGGCACCCGCUCAACAAGACACCCAGUAAUCUCCACCUAUCCACCAGACCCUGAGCCCGAUGGUUCGGAGAGACCUCGCUAUUCUCCGUUCCCCGAUGAGACUCGGGACUACUCCACUGAGCUGAGUGUGACAGUAGCUGUUGGUGCUUCGCUUCUUUUCCUGAACGUGCUGGCCUUUGCUGCGCUUUACUACAAACGGGAUAAGCGCCAUGAACUCAUGCAGAGACGACACCGCCGGCUGUCCCCGCAACGCGGCACAACAAUGGGCAUGGGUGUUGGCAUGGGAGUCGUAGGGGCCCCACCGCACAAUGACCUGGCGCUGAGUCAGGAGGAGGAGUUGAUGUCACUGCAGAUGAAGCAGCAGAGGGUGGAGCUGGAGCACGGGACACCCCUUCCUUCCCGCGGCGUUCACGGCGACCUGGAACCUCUGCGGCCUCCAGUGUGUCCGCCCGACUACACUCUGGCCCUGCGGCGGGCACCGGAGGAUGUGCCACUGAUGACAGCUAAUACCAUUACCAUGAUCCCAAGCACCAUCAGCAGCAUGCAGCCCCUCCACCCCUUUAAUACUUAUCCCCCUGUCCCAGCCCCCUCUACUACACCUGUUCCCAGCCACAGCAACAAUGCCCUGCCACACCAACACUCUACCACCCGUGUAUAGGACCAGGCACAAGCUCUGCUAUCCCUCUCUGGGUUCACAGAGAUACACCAUACAAACUGCUCCAUUCAAACUCCACUCUCACCACCCUUUAUUCUUCUUUAUCUUUUUGUCUCCUUUCUCAUUAAGCCCUUAAAUAAAGCUGCAGUUUGUAAGAUUGGGAGCAGUGAAAUACCUCUAAAACUGGAAUGAUAGCUCAAUGGGGACUUGAUUGAAAAGCUAAUAUGUCAUCCUCGGCACAUCCUGCUUUUCCCUGUUACCGCUCUAUGAGUAUUUGGUGCUAACGAAAGUCACCAAACAUGCAGCUUUAAGCUUGUAGCUCCCUCAAAAAGGUGUCAUAAUCUGUCAGACAUCUAAUGUGUAGCUUGGUUUUUUGGCGCAUGCGGUUUUUUGUGUCAGUGUAAAACUAUGUUUAACAAAGACUACAAAUAUACAUUUCCAUUCAUUUACUGAAAAGAUGAUACAGUAGCAAGCAGCUUUGUAUGAGGCAGCAUAUGUCCCAACAAGCUGUCAUAAAGCACUGAUUUGUUGAAACUUACAAAUUGCAGCUUUAAAGCCCCAAUCUGGAAGUUAAAUUUAGCACCCUGUGUUGAGCAGUGUCUCAACAGCUGUCUCUGCAUUGUGACUUUGAAGAUUAUUGUUUUGUAUGAAAUUGUAUUGACAGGUCUGGGAAUACUAUUUGACAGCCAUCUUUAACUAGAUCCAGUAUUAAAACUGAUUCAUUUACUCUAUUUGGAACCUGUUCUCUCUUAUGAUAACUUCAGUAACAUAUUUUUUUCUUUCUUGCACUUUUUUUUUUUUUUUAAUCUGUGCAUUUUCUGCUGAUGUAUUUAUAAAAUUUCCAGAUUGGGGCUUCGAAUUUUGGGCAGUAUAGGAAAUGUGUGAAUCCCAUUCAUUGUGUAGGAUGCAAUCUUAAAUCCAGGCUGCCCGUUACAACCCGCUGCAUCUGCAUCUCACAGGCUCUAAUCAUGUCCAUCACUGUAUUUGUUUCUCGCUCAUUAUCUCUCUGUCUGCAUCCUCCACCUCAGCUCAUUUAACUGCUUCUCUCAUUCUGCUGCCUCACACUCUUUUCUCACUCUGCAUCUGCCCUCUGUAGCUCUUUUUAUUAAACCAUUGACAUAAUCCAUUUUCCUCUUUCUCGCAAUCACUUCUAGACUCUUUUUUCCUUUUGGAGUCUUUUAUACAAAAACACAAAUGUAAAUGAUGUAUUAAUAAUAAAUUGUAAGGAUAUGAAUGAAAAAAAAAAGAUAUUCUGAUAUCUCGUUUUUACCAGCAUUCUUGGUGCCAAGUACUGUGAUAAAGUUCCUCUUUCGCUGGCGUCCAGUGGACUGCCUGCAGAGGUCCAUCCUAACUGUAUCUUACAAAAGGAGUUACCAUCAGAAAAAGUGCCAACCCCUUCAUCUUUCUUUUGACCACACGCAUUUUAAUUUUUUUUAUUACACUUAGUGUUGCACUGUAGCUGGUCUCUUCUUCAAAAGGAAAUCAGAUUCAAAAUACUCUCAUUUAAAAAAAUAUAUAUAUAUAAAGUUUUAUUAACUGCUUUGCUGUGUGGGAUAGUUGCAUGAUUUUUUUCUUUUUUUUCUCAAAGUGUGUGGACAGUUGUCAUUUUAAUGAUUUGCCUUGUUCUUCAUUGUUUUCUUUUUAUUUUAAAAGUCAUUCUCUUUAUUGUUUUGUUUUUUGUUUUGUUUUGUUUUUAUAUAUCAACUGCACUUUGUGGUACUUCAGAAAGUAUUAAAGUAUUAAGAGAUGAAUAUUGUGUAAAACUAUGAUUAUAACAAAGAGAGUAAAUAUUUCCUCUUUAUUUUUUUCAUUUCCUAACACUGAGGCUGUGCCGCAAACUACAAGAGACUAUGAAAGCCUUUUUAAAUCCCCCCCUCUUUUUGCUUCUUGCUGUCUUUUUCUUUCACUUUUGCAACUGUCACGUUUGCACAGUCACUGUCUCUCAAACUUACCUGAAGACAGCACUUUUUAAGUUACAAAAAAUAAGCGAGAGAGAGAAAGGACUUCAUGAAUAAUCAAAAUACGGUUUUUGUCUGACUGACAUGAACCACGUGCUUCAAGUGUUUGGGAACUGCCUGACGGUUAUCUUUUUGUCCGCUCUUUUGUUGUCUCAUGAUGCUCGCUUAUGUACGGCGAGAGAAAGGAAAAGAUAUAUUUAUGGUCAAAAUAUGAGAGAGCCUUGUAUGCCCAUGUCACAGCUUUGGCACAGUUGUACACAGAGACGGGUCAUACUCUGGACAAUAAUGAAAAAGAAAAAAAAAGAAGUGUGACAUUAAAACAACACUGAACGAGCAGUGAUUCAGUGGUGAUGAGAAAUGUGACCUGUCAAUGCACAAAGGAUGCAUUCUAAAAACCUGAUUUAAUGGACAUUACUCACACACCAUAUGCCAUGAGUUGCUGGCGAGCAGGAUUAAUUCCUCCUGCUUGUAACGUCCUGCAUCCUGUACGCUCAGGAUAACGACACUCUGGAGUCAGACUGCCAUCUCUUUCGCUGGACUGGAGUGAGCUGCGAGGACAAAACCAACACAGAAAACAAACUGUACAUUUUUUAAGUGUAAGAGAACAAACUGGAAUUUGUAAAUAUUAUGUUUGUUGUUUGGUUUGAGUGACUGGCCGGAACUUUUCUUUGUGACAACAGGUGCAAGUUUAGAUGAAAUACAUGAUUUUGGCAUUCAUGCGUAUAGUCAGUUUGAUUUUCCUUUAUUUUCUGGACCUUAAAAAUCUAAUCCCAAAAAGGUUAUGGGCACAUAAUAACAUUCAUUACAUGAAUGGAUUUUUAAAAAGAUAAAAUAUAAAUCACAGCAUGGUUGAGGUGAACAUAAACACAAAAAGACAAGGAAUGCUUCUGGCUCAGGGUAGCCCAGAUAUUGUGAUGAACAUACUCUUAUUGCAUAUAUCGUUAUCUAAAAAUAUACUGUGCUCACUUGGCACUAUAUCCCAUCAAUCAUAAAGGAGGCUUUUGAGAGAAAUGAGUUCUUAAAUUGGUGAAAAAGCCAAAGAACGGCUGCAAAGAACAGAUGAAGAAUGGUGAAAUGGGAGGAAUAUGAAAAACAAGCAAGAGAAAAUGCUACAAAUGUUUGCAAAGGAUCCACAAAUCAAUUCAUUUUACUUGUAAUACUGUUGAACUUAGAUGUUAUUGUCUCACAUUGUCUUGAGAAUCAUCAUUCAGUGGACCCUGUGACUGGGAGGUAGUAGAAUCCUUUGUACUGUUUUGGUCUUAUUUCAGGCUCCAAUCAUGGUGUUGGUUUUGCUACUUUUUUUUUUUUUGUCUAUAAAUUUAUCAGAUUAUUGACCUAGUUGUUUGAUAUGUUUCAAUUGCCCUUCUUAAAAAUAGUAUUAUAAGAUAUCUUUUUUCUCUCUCUUUUGGAAACAAGGAUUUGGACAAGCCAACAGAAAAUGGAAGCACACUCACCCAGUUUACAUGUUUACACUACAGUUUUGAUGUUGGCUUAUGGUAAUGGGAGGGAAGCAUUACACUGAUCAAAAUAUUUUCUUCUAAUAAGAUUUAAUGCAGGAAUGUUGACAUGAAGGCUUGCACCUGUUUGUCUGUUUCAUUUAUUCAAAUUCAGUAAUCCGCUUCAGGCGCAAGAUAAUGUAAGAGAGCAUAAUGACCAGAAGGGGUUGAAAGAGUUAAAGUUAAUAUUUCUAUUUCAAAUAGAGGCUAUUACACACUGUAUGUUGUGUAUCUGAACUGGAAAACAUUAAAAGAUAUUCUUAAACAAA
Messenger RNA from Melanotaenia boesemani (Boeseman's rainbowfish), 7421 nucleotides. It is a transcript of the gene nlgn2b, whose product is annotated as neuroligin 2b. Gene Ontology annotation, biological process: presynaptic membrane assembly; postsynaptic membrane assembly; chemical synaptic transmission. The transcript has 9 exons. Lineage: Eukaryota; Metazoa; Chordata; Actinopteri; Atheriniformes; Melanotaeniidae. Gene Ontology annotation, cellular component: postsynaptic specialization membrane; synapse; cell surface. The coding region runs from base 1107 to 3701 and encodes 864 amino acids. The record is from RefSeq and is a predicted model, not a curated record. Gene Ontology annotation, molecular function: neurexin family protein binding; signaling receptor activity.